AUGGUAAUCCGCUCGACUAUAUAUGCGGCGGUGUCCUUUUUGCCGUAUUCUGACCGUAUCCCCAGUCCGAUCAUUAACAUUUUGAAAGAGGAAAAGCCAGCAGAGGAAGAACAACCGCAGACACCUGAAAAACUCCCUGAACCGCUUAGCCCACGCGAAAAGAUCCACAAUCGCUUACUUGACAGAAGAUCGCAACGCUCAGAGAGAAGCGUGUACGAUUCUGGGUCGCUCACAUUGGCUGAAAAUGACACGUCCAAUCUGCCUGUGCCUUUGCGUCGCUCAAUCUUGUCGGAGAAAACAGAGAGCGACAUUGUGAUGCAAAAGUACUUGGAAGACCAGAAUUCCAAGUUCGAUGAGCUCAUCAACAAGAAUUUGGAUGUGGUUCUAGAACAGCAAAACAAAUUUGAAGAAGAAGCUCAUUGGAAAAGCCUUGUGAUGGAUUUAACUAAAUGCGCCUUGAGCAGUGAUCCUACAUCGACAAUGCCAGGAGCAUUGCUCAGAGCAGUAAAACAUGCUUGGCCAUUUAAAAUGGGUGCAACAGAAGAUUCUUUUGAUCUGGCCACGAGAGAGAGGCAGAUACGAUUGGAGCAAAUGUUGGAUCUGAUGGACUAUAGAACCAAAGUGGAGCUCCUACGGAAUUUGUAUGUAGAUCUUGGAAUUCUGGAGCAAAAGGACGUGCUGCAAUUAUCACAUCUUCAUCGCCCAGAAGACCCAGAUACCUUGCUCGCCAAGAUUGAACUACUAUCCAUUUUGUCAGUGCGACUUGCGUUUAUCGCUAUCAGAUAUUUCAUUCCAGCCACCAAGUCCUUAUAUGCAAAAUUCAAGACUGACGAGCUUUUGUUGUUCAACAGCAAAAACCUUGAUAGAUUAAUGACCCGCAUGAUCAAGACGUUAGAAAUGGUGGAGGGGAAACUACUGGAUUCAGAUGCGAAAAGCGCCUUAAGCGAACGAAGCAAGGGGAUCCAACCAGGCGACGAUACGUCUUCGCCAAAGGCAAGCGAAGAAAUGAGAAGAGGAGAGAGCAACUCACGCAACAAUAAGAUUUCAGACGCUGGACGUCCGCCUUCUUUAUUGGAGGUUGCGCAACAAUUCGCUCAUGAGAUGGAAUAG
This is a messenger RNA of Clavispora lusitaniae ATCC 42720, 1110 nucleotides long. RefSeq lists its product as uncharacterized. The record is from RefSeq and is a predicted model, not a curated record. Lineage: Eukaryota; Fungi; Ascomycota; Pichiomycetes; Serinales; Metschnikowiaceae.